Molecule: messenger RNA, 2058 nt
Organism: Oryzias melastigma (Indian medaka)
Lineage: Eukaryota; Metazoa; Chordata; Actinopteri; Beloniformes; Adrianichthyidae
Product: flavin-containing monooxygenase 5
Exons: 11
Coding region: 159-1817 (552 amino acids)
Molecular function (GO): N,N-dimethylaniline monooxygenase activity; flavin adenine dinucleotide binding; NADP binding
Source: RefSeq, a predicted model, not a curated record
UGAACUGGUUGAUUGGCAGUCUGAAUGUUUACAGCCUCAUGUCUGUGUGAGGAGCAAAAGCCCGCCUGCAUGGGUUCCUGUCUCAGUAUAAAAGCCAGGACUCUGAUGACUGUCGUCCUUUUCUCCAGACAUAAACUAGCCAUCACACAAGCUGCAUCAUGGUGCGCACAGUGGCAGUGAUCGGGGCUGGCCCCUCAGGUCUGACCUGCAUAAAGGCUUGUCUGGAUGAGGGCUUGGAGCCAACCUGCUUUGAAAGCAGUGACGACAUGGGUGGACUUUGGAAGUUUAAGGAAGUAUCGGAGCCAAACCGAGCCAGCAUCUAUCGCUCCCUAACAAUCAACAUCUGGAAAGAGAUGAUGUGCUACAGUGACUUCCCCAUCCCAGCUGAUUAUCCCAACUACAUGCACCACUCUAAAAUUCUGAAAUACUUCAGGAUGUAUGCAGAGCACUUUAAACUGCUACAGCGCAUUCGCUUCCAGACUUUGGUGAGGAGAGUUACCCAGCGACCAGACUUCUCUCGCACCGGUCAGUGGGAGGUGGUGGUGGAGACUAAAGAUGGAAAUGAGGAGAGUCACAUCUUUGAUGCAAUCAUAUGCUGCUCUGGUCACUUCAACUAUCCUAACUUGCCUCUCAAAGACUUCCCAGGAAUUGAGUCAUUUGAAGGGAAAUACUUCCAUAGCUGGGACUACAAGGGGCCAGAGGACAUGUAUGGGAAGAGAGUGGUGGUCAUUGGGAUUGGGAAUUCAGGAGGAGACAUUGCAGUGGAGUCCAGCAGAGUUGCAGAAGAGGUAUUCCUGAGCACUCGCAGUGGGGCCUGGGUCAUCAGACAGGUGUCUGACAAUGGCCUGCCAGUUGACAAGUUCAACACACGCUUUGUCCAUGUCCUGUUCAAGCUGCUCCCUAUGCGUUUCCUCAACUGGCUUGGGGAGAAAAAGCUCAACUCUAUGUAUGACCAUGCAAUGUAUGGUCUCAAACCCAAACACAGGCUUUUCAGCCAGAUCCCCGUCAUCAAUGAUGACCUGCCUUUUAAGAUCCUGUCAGGAGGAGUUAUAGUCAAACCAAACAUCAAGUCAAUCCAUGGCUCCACGGUGGUGUUUGAAGAUGGCAGCUCUGUGCAAAAUGUGGACACCAUUGUGUUUGCUACAGGUUAUAAUUACGAUUUUCCCUACUUACCAAAAAAUGCUUUGUAUAAGUCUGGCCACCGUGUGGGUCUGUACAAGCAUGUCUUUGCUCCAAACCUGGAUCAUCCCACUCUGGCCAUUGUGGGUUUCAUUCAUUCGGAUGGUGCCAUCAUGCCACAGGCCGAAAUGCAGGCCCGCUAUGUUGCACGUGUCUUCAAAGGACACAAGAAGUUGCCAUCAAACCAGGCCAUGAUCAAGGCUGUCGAGAAGGACACCAGAAACAUUGAGAAAAACUACAUCACGUCCAAACUGACACCAAUUCAGGUGGACUUUGUUGAGUACAUGGACGACUUGGCAAAGGACAUUGGAGUGCGACCAAGUCUCUUCUGGCUCUUCUUGACGGACUUCCCCUUGUUUAGGAGGGUUUUCUGGGGGCCUGUCACUGCUUAUCAGUAUCGACUGUUUGGGCCAGGAAAAUGGGAUGGAGCUCGCAAGGCAAUCUUCACCCAGUUUGACCGCAUGUACCAGCCAAUGAAAACAAGAAAGUUGGAGGUGAAUCGGAGCUCAUCUAAAAAGUUCCUGUUCAAGCUGAGCUUGGUAGCCAUUGCUGGAGGAUCUGCUCUGUACUACAUUCAAGCUCACCAUCCAAACACCAUCCCCACCCUGCUGUCCAAGUUCCGUCCUCAAGUUGUUUGAACAAACCAGGAGUCCAUUUUCUUAGUACACAUGACCAUAUUUAUUGUUUCUGAACUAUUUUUAACCAAAGACACUACAUAACAUCAGAAUCCAUACUUUUUGUGCAGUUUUUGUAGAGGAAGUUCAAACAAGGAGACAAAGCAAGGCAGCUUGAACACACAGAGCCAAUUAGUAUGUAUCAAAACAUCCAUUUGUUUACCAGAAAUUAACUCAAUUGAUUAAAGUUUUUAAAUUCUUCAGA